AUGAAUAGUGAUAUUGAUGAUCUUUAUGAUACUGACGUUCUUAAUACUCCUAUUUCUAAGUCUCAGGAUGUUUUACAACUUUCUGAUGAUGAUGUGACUACAAGUACUACUACUAUGAGUAAUAGUAAUACCGCAUUCAAUAUUCUUGUUACUUCACUUACCCCUAUUAUUUCAAAAAAAAAAAAAAUUUUAAACCUAGAUCCUCUUAUAACUACGGCAACUGGUACAUUACAUAAACACCUUAACUCUCAGCAUCCAAGCUGGAAUACCACUAAGCCACCUUCAAGUCAACAGCUUCUUACUUUUACACCUGAAAUGACAAUUUCAAAUCAAAUUUUAACACCAGCUCAAAAAACUAAACUUCAUAUAUUAGUUGCUGAAUGGAUUGUAUCAGAUACAUUACCUUUUUCGAUUGUUUCAAGUGAAUCAUUUGCCACUAUGCUUCAAUAUCUCAAUGCUAAUGUCGAUUUACCUUCUUGUGAAACUAUAAAGUCUACUAUUCAAAGUGCCUUCGUCAUAAUGCAAAAAGAUAUUAAAAUUCUUUUGGAACAAGUUUUUAAUAAUGAGUGGAAACUUAAUAAAAUUUUACUUGAUAUUUGCAUGCUCCCCCAUCCCCAUACCAGUGAAGAAAUUAAUACACGAUUGCGUUCUAGGAAUCUUAUGUUACAAAAUCAUCUUUUUCAUAUUCAACCUCGUCGCUAUUUAGCUCAUAUACUAAAUCUUAUUGUCAUGAGUGGUUUAUCACCUAUCAAAUCAUCAGUUAAAAAGGAAUUAAAUGAGCUUGGGCAAUCAGUUGGAGAAGGCGAAGCUACUCGUAAAAUUCCACAGGAUGUUUCAACACGGUGGAACAGUACAUAUCUAAUGCUUUCAGUCUAUGUAACUAUGCCUACAACAAUUGCAGCUCUUAUUAGAUGCAAUAAGAAUCUUAAUAAAUAUAAACUUACGCCACAAGAAGAAUCUAAUCUUCAAGCCACAACACAAUUUCUUCAACCAUUUUACGAAACCACUAAUAUUUUUUCUGGCAGCACAUAUACGACAUUAGGCAUUUCGAUUCUACUAAUCGAUGACAUUGUUGAUACUAUUUCAUCAUAUAUUCAAAAUUCAACAAGUUUAGAAUUCCUAGAAGUAGCUGCAACCCAAAUGUCAAAUAAAAUUCAAAAGUAUACUAAUGAUAAAACAGCCUUUAUGGCUGCUAUUCUUAACUCCCAAAUUAAACUAGAGCUAAUACCAGAUGAUAUAAAUACUGAAGCAAAUCGUGCUAUUUUUAAUAACAUUUUUAGAACAGAAUAUUCUGCACUUUCUCUUAAUAAUUCGUCUACUAAUUCAGAAAUAUUAAAUUUAUCAUAUACAGAAAAAAUUGCUCAAAAAAAAAGAAAAACAAAUAUAAUCAAUAAUAGGACGGAUGAAUUUAACCAAUACUUAUCUGAAGCUAUUACAUUUAUGAACAUUGAUUCUUUGAACUAG
Messenger RNA from Dentiscutata heterogama, 1464 nucleotides. The record is from the annotation of a GenBank genome assembly. NCBI's taxonomy places the organism in Eukaryota, Fungi, Glomeromycota, Glomeromycetes, Diversisporales, Gigasporaceae.